Messenger RNA from Nyctereutes procyonoides (raccoon dog), 543 nucleotides. Its product is annotated as myoferlin-like. The annotation marks the transcript as partial. Lineage: Eukaryota; Metazoa; Chordata; Mammalia; Carnivora; Canidae. The record is from RefSeq and is a predicted model, not a curated record. Gene Ontology annotation, cellular component: membrane. The transcript has 5 exons.
GGACGAAGUGUACCAGAAUGAGAGCCGCUACCCCGGGGGUGACUGGAAGCCAGCUGAGGACACCUAUACCGAUGCGAAUGGUGAUAAAGCAGCAUCACCUAGCGAGCUGACAUGCCCUCCAGGAUGGGAAUGGGAAGAUGACGCAUGGGUAUACGAUAUAAAUCAUGCAGUGGAUGAGAAAGGCCAUGGAAGAAUUGGAAGACCGGGAGGGCUGGGAAUAUGCUUCUUUAAUUGGCUGGAAAUUUCACUGGAAACAGCGUAGCUCAGAUACCUUCCGCCGUAGACGCUGGAGAAGGAAAAUGGCUCCUUCAGAAACACACGGUGCGGCCGCCAUCUUUAAACUGGAGGGCGCCCUCGGUGCAGACAUGACCGAGGAUGGAGACGAGAAGAGUGUGGACAAGCAGAAGUAUAGUGCCACCACUGUAUUUGGGGCAAACACUCCCAUUGUUUCCUGUAACUUUGACAGAGUCUACAUUUACCAUCUGCGCUGCUCUAUCUAUCAAGCCAGAAACCUCGUGGUUCUAGACAAGGAUAGUAUUUCAG